AUGCCAGCAAGUUGUGCCUCAGGAGUAAUCCGUACUCGCGUAGGAUUCAGCGGAGGCGCCAAACCUAAUCCAACUUACAGGAGCUUGGGAGACCAUACUGAAACAACAGAAGUUGUAUACGAUCCAACCAAAACAAAUUACUCAAAUUUGUUAAAUAUGUUUUGGAAAAACCAUGAUUCUACUCAGAAGUGUACGCGGCAGUACAUGUCUGCCGUCUUUUACCACAACGAAGAGCAAAAAAGGCUAGCUAUUGAUUCAUUGGAACAGGCACAAAAGGUUAUAGCGAGACCGAUUCAAACGCAAAUUUUAAAAGCCUCUACUUUCUAUGAAGCCGAGGAUUAUCACCAGAAGUAUUUGUUACAACAACAUCCAUGGCUCAUGAAUGCGCUAGAUAUUUCACCAGGGCCGGAAUUGAAUAAUUCAAACAUUGCAACUCGUCUGAAUGGUUAUAUUGGUGGAUAUGGAACUUUGGCAAAUUUCGAAGCCGAAUUGCCAAAUCUACACCUUGAUGAUAAAAUGGCAGACUACAUCAGAAGGGCCAUGCAAAAGGGGAGUCGGGUUAAUUGUUAGUAUUUUACAAAAAUGUUAUGCUUUUUUCCAUAGUAGUAGUUUUACGCCAAAUGUAUUUUGUGCUUGAAAUUUUCUGACGGAAUACGUAUGAUUCGAACAGAAUCAACUUUUAUGAAGUUUCUGCUCGUUGAUAUUUUCGCAAUUCUGAAUUCAACCAAAUUUCAACACAGAAAAAUACAUAAUGAUGGUGAUAUCUU
Molecule: messenger RNA, 767 nt
Organism: Daphnia pulicaria
Lineage: Eukaryota; Metazoa; Arthropoda; Branchiopoda; Diplostraca; Daphniidae
Gene: MsrA
Product: peptide methionine sulfoxide reductase-like
Exons: 6
Coding region: 1-570 (189 amino acids)
Biological process (GO): cellular response to oxidative stress
Cellular component (GO): cytoplasm
Molecular function (GO): peptide-methionine (S)-S-oxide reductase activity
Source: RefSeq, a predicted model, not a curated record